Molecule: messenger RNA, 4326 nt
Organism: Benincasa hispida (wax gourd)
Lineage: Eukaryota; Viridiplantae; Streptophyta; Magnoliopsida; Cucurbitales; Cucurbitaceae
Gene: ABCB19
Product: ATP binding cassette subfamily B19
Biological process (GO): oligopeptide export from mitochondrion
Cellular component (GO): mitochondrial inner membrane
Molecular function (GO): ABC-type oligopeptide transporter activity; ATP binding; ATP hydrolysis activity
Source: RefSeq, a predicted model, not a curated record
ACUUGUUCCUUCAAAUCUCGUCUUCUCCAACCUUUGACCACUGCUCUGACUCUCACUCUAACUUCCUCUUUCUCUCUCUUCUUCCCCUGUUUUCUCCGGCCAAACAACAGAGCUCAGUCUUAUAGACUGAUAGAACCAUAACUCACACUUCAUUUUUCCUUCAGAUCUCUCUUCAAUGCCUAAAAUUCCAUUCUUCUUCUUCCCCUUCUCAUUGCCCAUGUCUUAUUUUUGACUGAUUCAUCGCACACCCUUUUCUCUUUUCUUCUUCUCGUCUCUGUUUCCGAUCGGGUUUUUUCUUGGAGCCUCCAAUGGCGGAACCAGUAGCAGAGCCUAAGGCAUUACCCGAACCCGAAAAGAAGAAGGAACAGAGCCUUCCUUUUCACCAACUCUUCUCUUUCGCAGACAAAUACGACUGGUUUCUCAUGAUCCUUGGCAGUUUCGGUGCCAUUAUCCACGGCUCUUCCAUGCCUGUUUUCUUCCUCCUUUUCGGUGAAAUGGUUAACGGAUUCGGCAAAAACCAAUCCGAUUUUCACAAAAUGACAGCUGAAGUCUCUAAGUAUGCUCUGUAUUUUGUCUACUUGGGUCUCAUUGUCUGUUUCUCAUCAUACGCCGAGAUCGCAUGUUGGAUGUACACAGGGGAGAGACAAGUGAGCACAUUGAGAAAGAAGUAUUUAGAAGCUGUUUUGAAACAAGAUGUUGGAUUCUUCGACACUGAUGCCAGAACGGGGGAUGUUGUUUUCAGUGUUUCAACAGACACUCUUCUUGUACAAGAUGCAAUCAGUGAGAAGGUGGGGAACUUCAUUCACUAUCUUUCGACGUUUUUGGCUGGAUUGGUGGUGGGUUUUGUGUCAGCAUGGAGAUUAGCUCUUCUGAGUAUAGCAGUAAUUCCAGGAAUCGCUUUUGCUGGUGGUUUAUAUGCUUAUACUCUCACUGGACUUACUUCAAAGAGUCGAGAAUCCUAUGCAAAUGCUGGCAUAAUUGCCGAACAGGCGAUUGCUCAAGUUCGAACUGUUUACUCUUAUGUUGGGGAAAGCAAAGCCCUGAAUUCCUAUUCAGAUUCUAUUCAAAACACAUUGAAAAUUGGGUACAAGGCAGGAAUGGCUAAAGGGUUGGGUCUAGGUUGUACUUAUGGCAUUGCUUGUAUGUCUUGGGCACUUGUCUUCUGGUAUGCUGGAGUCUUCAUCCGAAACGGCCAGUCCGACGGCGGCAAAGCCUUCACUGCUAUAUUCUCCGCCAUCGUUGGUGGCAUGAGUUUGGGGCAGUCGUUUUCCAAUUUGGGAGCAUUCAGCAAAGGGAAAGCAGCAGGGUAUAAAUUGAUGGAGAUUAUCAAGCAAAGGCCUACAAUCAUUCAAGACCCAUUAGAUGGGAAGUGUUUGGGUGAAGUUAAUGGCAACAUUGAGUUCAAAGAUGUAACCUUUAGCUACCCAUCCAGGCCUGAUGUGAUGAUCUUCAGGGAUUUCUCCAUUUUCUUCCCAGCUGGGAAGACCGUGGCUGUCGUCGGUGGUAGCGGUUCUGGGAAAAGCACUGUUGUCUCUCUCAUUGAAAGAUUCUACGAUCCCAAUCAAGGGCAGGUUUUACUAGACAAUGUAGACAUCAAGACAGUGCAAUUGAAAUGGCUACGUGAUCAAAUUGGUUUAGUGAAUCAAGAACCGGCUCUGUUUGCAACAACCAUAUACGAAAAUAUUCUCUACGGCAAACCCGAUGCAACGACGGCGGAGGUGGAAGCUGCCGCGGCUGCAGCCAACGCUCAUAGCUUCAUCACGUUGCUCCCCAAUGGCUACGACACUCAAGUGGGCGAAAGAGGAUUACAACUAUCCGGCGGCCAAAAACAGAGGAUUGCCAUAGCUAGAGCUAUGUUGAAGAAUCCCAAAAUCCUUCUCCUGGAUGAAGCCACCAGCGCGCUCGAUGCAGGCUCAGAGAGCAUAGUUCAAGAAGCUUUAGACCGUUUAAUGGUCGGAAGAACAACGGUGGUGGUCGCACAUCGAUUAUCAACCAUAAGAAAUGUCGAUUCAAUUGCAGUUAUACAACAGGGCCAAGUCGUCGAAACAGGAACUCACGAAGAACUAAUCGCAAAAUCCGGUGCUUAUUCCUCGUUAAUUCGAUUCCAAGAAAUGGUUCGAAACAGAGAAUUCUCAAACCCGUCGACCCGUCGAACACGAUCUUCACGACUGAGCCAUUCGUUAUCAACAAAAUCGUUAAGCCUCCGCUCCGGCAGCCUCAGGAAUUUGAGCUAUUCCUAUAGCACCGGCGCCGAUGGCAGAAUCGAAAUGGUCUCAAACGCCGAAACUGACCGGAAAAACCCUGCCCCAGAUGGCUAUUUCAUUCGUCUUCUUAAACUAAACGGCCCCGAAUGGCCGUAUUCGAUAAUGGGUGCUGUUGGGUCUGUUCUCUCUGGUUUCAUCAGUCCAACAUUUGCCAUUGUCAUGAGUAACAUGAUCGAGGUCUUCUAUUACAGAAAUUCAUCCGCCAUGGAAAGGAAAAUUAAGGAAUUCGUAUUCAUCUACAUUGGAAUUGGGGUUUACGCAGUAGUAGCUUAUCUAAUUCAGCAUUAUUUCUUUACAAUCAUGGGUGAAAAUCUCACUACCAGAGUCAGAAGAAUGAUGCUCGCAGCGAUAUUGAGGAAUGAAGUGGGAUGGUUCGAUGAAGAAGAACACAACUCAAGUUUAGUAGCAGCAAGAUUAGCUACUGAUGCAGCUGAUGUAAAAUCCGCCAUUGCUGAAAGAAUAUCAGUGAUACUACAAAAUAUGACUUCGCUCUUCACUUCUUUCAUAGUUGCAUUCAUUGUUGAGUGGAGAGUUUCUCUUCUCAUCCUUGCAGCUUUCCCUCUACUAGUUCUUGCCAACAUGGCUCAGCAACUUUCUUUGAAAGGAUUUGCUGGGGAUACUGCAAAGGCCCACGCAAAGACAAGUAUGAUUGCAGGGGAAGGUGUGAGCAAUAUCAGAACAGUGGCUGCCUUCAAUGCACAAGACAAGAUUCUUUCUCUGUUCCGCCAUGAGCUUCGUGUGCCACAGCGACAGAGUCUCCGCCGGAGCCAAACGGCGGGGGUUCUUUUUGGUAUUUCGCAGCUAGCUCUAUAUGCUUCUGAAGCUCUAGUUCUAUGGUAUGGUGUUCAUUUGGUCAGCAAUGGUGGAUCAACAUUCUCCAAAGUGAUUAAAGUCUUUGUUGUCUUAGUUGUUACUGCCAAUUCUGUGGCGGAGACUGUUAGUCUUGCUCCUGAGAUCGUUAGGGGCGGCGAAUCGAUUGGUUCUGUUUUCUCGAUUCUUGAUCGCUCGACGAGGAUCGACCCUGAUGAUCCUGAGGCAGAGACUGUUGAGACACUUCGUGGGGAAAUUGAACUUCGACAUGUUGAUUUCGCGUACCCGUCUCGACCUGAUGUCAUGGUGUUUAAGGAUCUUAAUUUGAGGAUCAGGGCUGGCCAGAGCCAGGCAUUGGUUGGAGCCAGUGGAUCAGGGAAGAGUUCAGUGAUUGCCUUGAUUGAGAGAUUCUACGAUCCGAUUGCCGGGAAAGUUAUGAUCGACGGGAAGGACAUUCGACGCCUGAACUUACAAUCCUUGAGGCUGAAAAUUGGGUUGGUACAGCAAGAGCCAGCCUUAUUUGCAGCCAGCAUUUUUGACAAUAUUGCAUAUGGAAAAGAUGGAGCAACAGAGGCCGAAGUAAUAGAGGCAGCAAGAGCAGCCAAUGUACAUGGCUUUGUAAGUGGACUGCCUGAUGGCUACAAGACACCAGUUGGAGAAAGAGGCGUUCAGCUAUCUGGUGGCCAAAAACAACGCAUAGCAAUUGCUAGGGCCGUUCUCAAGGACCCCACAAUCCUACUCCUUGACGAGGCCACCAGCGCCCUCGACGCUGAGUCCGAGUGCAUGUUGCAAGAGGCUCUUGAAAGGCUCAUGAGGGGCCGAACCACAGUCGUCGUAGCGCAUCGCCUGUCCACAAUCAGGGGAGUGGACAGCAUUGGCGUGGUCCAAGACGGGCGCAUUGUCGAGCAAGGUAGCCAUAACGAGCUGAUAAGCCGAGCCGAGGGGGCUUACUCAAGGCUGUCGCAGCUGCAACACCAACAUAUAUGAAAGGGGUGAGGGUCAAAAUUUUCCUAUGGAGCAACAUGGGGUUGUUGGUUGUUAAACCAAAUUUGGGGUCCCAUUUUAGAUGAUGUUUUUUUUUUUUUUCCUUUUUCAUCCUUCUUUUUUCUUUUUUCUUUCUAGUUGUAGAUAUCAAUCUGGAAUGUGCAAUCUAUUCUAUAUCAUGUUGACUGCUCCAUUUCCAAUGGGAAAAAGGCAAGUAUCUUAUUAUAAUUGAAAAUUAUGGUGCACUGCAUGAACCCCUUUUAUCUAA